AUGCAUCACAUCGUUGGCAUUGCUGUGUCAUCACGGCCGAAACAAUCCAUUGUGUGUUGUUCUUAUCUACAGGGUGAUGACAAGGUGGACUUGUGUGGCCGGGGGAGCUGGUGGCUGGGAACACUGAAAGACACACCCAUCCCAGGUGUCUAUCACAUCCGCGACUUCCUCGAAGAGGCUGAACUGAACCCGGUGAGGAAGACCUACGGGUUCAAAGGCGUUGGCAGAAAAGCUCACCCUCUGGGCGUACGUAAGGGGGAUCUGCUUCUCCCCGGGGCGUACGACUACACCGACUCCAUCCAGGAGGUCUUGAAGCACCAGGCGUCAUAUUCUUUCAAAAACUGUCCACGGCCCGACAUUGUCACCCUGGGCAUCAGGGACAAGCAUAUAAACACUUCACCGUGCGACUAUGAUGUGACAGUGAAACCAGUGGAGAAGAUUCCCUGCAAGCAUGUGAUGUUUCGGUCGACCGUGCAGCGGCUCGGCUUUCCUCCUAAAGACGGGCCUGCUCCAUGCCACUAUGAUCCACAGACCAGACCAGGAAAAGGCAUCACUUCCUGUUUCAAGUCCACAUUGCCUCGGCUCCAUAGUGUGCACUCUAAGACCCCAGGACCAGGGGCCUACGAACCUUGCUGGAAGUUGGGCCAUCGUGUGAACACAGAAGCCGUAGACCCAUCAUUCAGCCUCUUCUUCCGCAACGUUCUCUAGUAGUGGACUUAAGAUCCCACAAAAACUUGAUCCCUGCACCAUCUCCCAAUCCUGUCAGCUUCAUGGCAGAUCACUACCC
Etheostoma cragini (Arkansas darter) is the source of this 787-nucleotide messenger RNA. RefSeq names its product sperm-tail PG-rich repeat containing 4 (gene stpg4). Gene Ontology annotation, molecular function: histone binding; chromatin binding. The coding region runs from base 1 to 708 and encodes 235 amino acids. The transcript is spliced from 6 exons. The record is from RefSeq and is a predicted model, not a curated record. Gene Ontology annotation, biological process: epigenetic programing of male pronucleus. Gene Ontology annotation, cellular component: male pronucleus; female pronucleus; germinal vesicle. NCBI's taxonomy places the organism in Eukaryota, Metazoa, Chordata, Actinopteri, Perciformes, Percidae.